AUGAACCUGUUGCUGUUCUCGACGGACGGCGCGGCGGCCACCCGGCGGGGACUGACCUGCAUCUUCUGCGGCGCCUACGACGAGUCCUUCAGCGACAACGGCCUCGACAUGCACUACUGGCGAGCCUGUCCGAUGCUCACGAGGUGUCACUACUGUCGGCAGGUCGUCGAGGUCGCCUCCCUCACGCAGCAUCUCCUGGGCGAGUGUGUGGCUUCAACGCAGUACAGAAGGUGCGACCGUGUUCAGAAGCCAUUCCGAAGAAGGUUUUCUACGACCACGCUGCCUCCAAGUCGUGUACACCUUGCAAACCUGAACCAAUUGCGAAUCACUGUCCCCUUUGCCAUGAGAACAUACCCCCCUGGGACGAAGGCUGGCGAGUACACCUCAUGCCCGGACCCGACUGUUGCCCUGCUAAUACUAGGGCACGACCUCAUGCCUCAAAGAAACAGACGCCGAGCGACAAGAGUCCUUCGGUGUCUCCCGCAGGAGCCUCGGGGAGCGACGAGGGGGCGGCUGCUGUGGGCGGGGCCUCUGCUACGGGCGGGAGGAGUAGAAUACCCAGCUCGUCCACUCCAGGCACUCCGCGAAAGGACACCCUCAAGAGAAGACGGUAGAGGACGGGCGAGGACAUCAGCAGGGGGCCUUCGGGAGUGGGUAGAAACGACUCCCUUAUUUAAGGACUCGCGGAAGCUCGUCACGAAGAGAAAAAGGGUUAGAGAGCGAGAGGAAGAAAGAGAGGUCGAGAGGAAAACAGAGAGAAAAAGGAGGGGGAAAAAGUUGUGGACGAGCGAAAAUGAUUUAGAUCGUAAGGUUUUAUGAUGUUUUAUUGACUCUUUCGAGACGCGAGAGUGCCGGGUUGCACCUCGUGUUGAAGAGGAAUACUGUGAUGGCAAUGGUUUUGUCGUGAGAGGAAUUUUAGAAGGCAUUGCAAUAUUUGUGAAUGUCUCUUUGUUACAUGAGCUUCUACACAUAAAGGUGUUUAUAUACUGGCUGAUGUGGACUUUAAACACAGUUUUAGGGAAGUAUUACCGAAGUGUGUUUUCUAUUUAUUGUUACAGCUACUCAGAAUGGAAAUGUAGAGGAGACAGGUCACGUUCUAUUAUAAAUAAUUUUGAUUGAUUUUAUUUUUUCGUUUUUACAUUGUUCCUUGGACCAUAGACUCUAUGGACAUUGAUGACUUUUUCUAAUCAGGUAAUAUUAUCAGGCAGAGAGAACUGACCGCCCAAUAUUUUCCACUUUUAUAAAUUGAAAGAAAAGAACAAAAAAAUCGUGGUAAUUUCCAGAAAACAAAAAACAAGAACAAAAACAUCCUGUGGCCUUUUUUACGAAAUGGUAACUUCAGAUGCUUGUAGGCAGAGGAUAUAUUCCAUGAAUAGUCACGUUUUAACAUGAGUUAGUUUUUUGUUUACUCAUUUUCCCUUUUAUUACGACCCAAGUUUUUUUUUAUUAUUAUUUAGUGGCUUUGUGAUAGAAGAAACCAGCUUUGUCAGUAUAGUAAGUACACUAAAAUACAGACGUUUUGCCUCGUGUGUGAAUUUACAGAAAAUAGUCGUUCUAACUGCAUAUACCACCGUUUGAAGCGAAGUUGUUAAACGCAGGUAUAAUAUGCUGAACUUGAAUCCAAUAUUCAAUAAGUUUGUGAAAGCUACAAUGCUGAAAUAACACAUACUUGUAUACUGACUUUCUUAUAUAAGGAAGGAUUAAAAGUGAUGGUAACCAGAGAGUACUGCGUCUGUGAGUUUGAUAUGGUUAUUGUAGAAAGAAAUGAUGAUGAUGAAGAAAAAAAAAAACAAAUAAACAACUUGUGACCGUUGAUUUCAUUGUUUACAUCAAUUUGCCAAAUCUCACUCUAGGUUGUGAACUCUAACUGUUGGUCGUUCCGCGUGGACAGACGGAGGUUGAAACAUUUUGGAUAAAAAAAAGGAUACAUUUCCAUCUUUAGUCUGUAAUAUAAAACUUACACGCUACAUUUUUCCAUAUU
Messenger RNA from Penaeus vannamei (Pacific white shrimp), 1981 nucleotides. Lineage: Eukaryota; Metazoa; Arthropoda; Malacostraca; Decapoda; Penaeidae. The record is from RefSeq and is a predicted model, not a curated record.